This is a messenger RNA of Nomia melanderi (Alkali bee), 1605 nucleotides long. RefSeq lists its product as uncharacterized. Gene Ontology annotation, cellular component: mitochondrial inner membrane. Gene Ontology annotation, biological process: pyruvate import into mitochondria. The record is from RefSeq and is a predicted model, not a curated record. NCBI's taxonomy places the organism in Eukaryota, Metazoa, Arthropoda, Insecta, Hymenoptera, Halictidae.
ACGUUCCGUUAAAUGUUUUCUACUACUACAUUCUCAGUUCUAAAAUCGGAAUAGUUCUCGGAUUAUUCACGGGUGAAGCGGAUCAAUGGAUGCAUGUUAAGAUUUUCCUCUGCUGCAUGUUCGAUAUAUUUUGCGAAUCAAUUUUGUUUCAAGGCGGAUAAUGCGCGGGCUUUACGUUGGUCGCCAAUAAACACGUUACAGAAAUAUUUCUCGUGACACGAGGUAGUCAGUCGUAUUCACAUGCAAUGGACUCGAUCCAAGUGCGACGAUGACACGUGCGGUCGUAGAUAUUGAGUCGACCGUCAUCGUAUGACCUUCGAUAAUUUCGUAACAAUCUGGUUUUCUUCCGUAACAGUGCAUAAAACUGAUAAACGCGAUCUGGUAUCAGAGGGACUUGUAAUAGCUGGCCUCGGUGAUCUGCAGAGGCCAGCAAAUCAACUUUCUGUCAGCCAAUCAUCUGCCUUGGCCGUGACUGGAAUAAUCUGGACCAAGUACUCUUUAGCAAUCACCCCAAAAAACUGGAGUCUUUUUAGUGUAAACCUUUUCGUCGCGAUAACAUCUCUAUAUCAAAUUUCUAGGGCAAUAAAUUAUAAACGUCAACAAGGAGGUUUAGCAAAAGCUACAACGACAGAAGGAAAAUAGUGACUAAAUUGAAAUAAUACACAUUCCUAGAGAAAAAAUAAUAUUUAAUGUAGAUAAUUAUCAUAUUAGGAACAAUGACUUGCGAAAUACAUCCAUGUGAUACGUAAUAUUGGACAAAAGAGAACUCACACUGAGUGAAAAUACGUAAGUCAAAAUUUAACAAGGACUUUCAUUAAUUUUGGAAGUACCACAUAGCAAAGUUAUGAAUCUUUCAACUGAAUGAAUACAGUGCGUAUUUAUGUAUGAAAUACAACACUGUAUGUAAUCAUGGGAAUUUAGAAGCAUUGAAACACCAAAAGAAAGCAAUCAUGGCAUAAGAAAUGUAAGCAAUGUAAAUCAGGAAUAGAAAGUAUAGACAUCAAUAUUAAAAUUCAAGACUCCAAAAACAGGUCAUUCACAUUUAGAAGCAUUCAAACACCAAUAAUAAAGUUCUACUGAUAUCUAAAAAGCUUUAAAAUAUUAAUAAUGAAAGAAUAGUUUGCAUUAGAAUGAAACACGAUUAUGAAGAAAAUUUGAUAUUACAAAAUACAGGAUAAUAAUAUUCUGAUAUCAGAAUCUCUAAAAAUCACAAAAUGUUCAUGUCAAUCUGUGAUAUCGAACCUAAGGUGCUGCUCAUAUCUAUUCCACUAGCAAUUUGUAAAUUCUAAAUUUUUAGAUUAAGUAUACAUACCAACUGAAAUCUAAAGCAUAAUUCCAAAAUUCAGUACAACACAUAAUAGCAGAUAUUAUAAACUGAAACACCAAUAACAGUACACCAGUUUGUAAGAUUCAUGUGAAUUCAUAAAUCCAUUAGGUAUGUUUGUUUAUGUACAAAUCUACCUCUGAAUAAUGAUAUAGAAUGUCUAUUAUAACGAUUCGCAACAUUGACGCUGAAUGAUUCGAAGAAGUAGGAAAUGUACAAAGUGUAUACUGAGUUCGAUAAUGUUAUUACUGCCUUGUAUAGAUUUAAUAAAAUGAUAUAUU